Nasonia vitripennis (jewel wasp) is the source of this 5866-nucleotide messenger RNA. RefSeq names its product proclotting enzyme. Bases 3835 to 5529 code for a protein of 564 amino acids. The transcript has 7 exons. Lineage: Eukaryota; Metazoa; Arthropoda; Insecta; Hymenoptera; Pteromalidae. The record is from RefSeq and is a predicted model, not a curated record. Gene Ontology annotation, molecular function: serine-type endopeptidase activity. Gene Ontology annotation, biological process: proteolysis.
AUCCUGAUCGGUAAUUUUUUCGAUCACGCGCAUACCGAUUUUCUCUCGCCACACGCACCAGAGAAAGCUCCGCACGGCGUAGCGGCUCUCGAUUCCGAGCGUUAUUUUUUAGAAAAGAAAAUAGUUGCCGAUCGAACAAGCCCAUUGUGAAAACAAACAAUCGAAACCAGUGCAAUUACGGUACCUGAAUUCGCGCUCCGAUUCGCAUCCUCUCUCGCCAGAGAUUUCCCGCAGCCAAAAGCACAAGUCAGAGAGCAACACACUCGUGUACCGAUUUUUCUUCCCCUUGCCGAUCUUGUUGCGCAUAUCUGGCGCAUCGACUGCAAAUACAGUUUCGUUUUAUAUACCGAUACGUGUAGUAUACUGAAAAAGAAACGAAAUAAGAAACGAGAGAGCGAUCGAAGAAAAGGAUCGGACCGUUAUAUGCUCGUGCGCGCGUAAAAAGCAAUGCAAUAUCCUCGGCGGCUCGAAAUCCAUUAAAGAACCGCUCGAUGCACCGCAAUCGCCGCCCGGACGUGUAAUAUAAUCGUUCUUAAGCUUCGCGCGCGCGGGAAGAUGAUCGCGACCGUUGAUGCAUCCCCGAUCGGUUGGUGUGCAGUAUGCUCGACAACAACUCGAUCCAUACUUCACUGAUACGUUUUGCACAUUGUAUCGUAGUUUGAGUUUAUACACCUACGAUUUCGAGACUAUCGCGUGUGGCACUUCUCGCGCGCUCGCGGCUGUAUAAAUCGUAUCUAGGUUACCAGGCACGCAGCGUUCACAUCGUGCAGUAACAAUAAGAAAAGAAACUGGAACGAUGAAAUUGUUUUAUUUUAUUUAUUUUUUUUUCAUUUUUUCCUCGACCGCGCGCGAGAGCGAGUGUGAAAAAUGACCUGUUGCACUUUCGAUCUCUCGAGUGCGAACAAUACCGAUCGUUUGGCUAAGCUGUAUUAUGAUAUAAAGCUCGAGAAGCAAAAGGAAAACGAGCGAGGAAAAAAGAGAUCGGCAUCGCAGCUUUCACGUACGAGAGCGCAAUCAGUGUAAAUAAAAAAAAAAAAGCGACCGGUUCCUUGCGUCGAAAUCCGAAAAUCGAGCGCAUGUGCGUAAGAUAAGAGAUACAUGUACGUAUAUUCAUGAAGCGAUGCUAUAUGGAAAGGGAUGCGCGACGCUGCUGGUGAUGUCAUAUACCGGUCGAAUUAUAAGCGAGAGGAGAAACAACACUCGCGAUAUAUCUCGGGUCAGAUGUAGGCGCGAUGAAGCUGAGUGAGAGAGAAACUUAACGAAAUUUGCAUAAAACCAGGUCAGAGCGAAUAAAAGCUGCAGUUGCCGAUUUCACUAGGACUGCCUUUGUAUAUAUAAGUAUAUCACACAGCUCAGCGCUUAAUAAGCCGUAUAUACGCUAUAUAGUAUACUCGAGAGUAAUUAGCCGACCGAUUGUUCGCUGAAUGAAUCUCGGAUUUUCCUUUCUCGAUGUCUGCGCGUGUCUGUAUACAAACACUUUCUACGUGACUCGACGGCAAAUAAAAAAGAAGCGAAUUUCUCUCUGUCGAGCAGCGAAAAUGACGGAUAGCCGGGCCAGAGGACGUCGCAUUCCUCUCGCAUUGUGUCGCCGCGUGGGAUGUGUGUAUAUACCAUACCGACAAGUGGGUCAAGUUAUUAAACAUACUGUAUGUGUGUGUGUGUAUGUGUGUCGCGCUAAUGCAAAUCGGCUGUUUCUAAAAAAUUGUUAUAUAGCCGCGACGUUACACGCGGGUGUGUAGCUUCGCAAGAGCUGAGACGCGAAACGGUGACAAUAAGCGUAAGUAUAUAUAUAUAUCUAAGACACAGAGAUAAGCGAUCGUUUCUAACUAAGUGUAUAUACGUGUAUGCGCGAUCUAGUAUACACACGCACAAUGAGCCGUGUGCGUGGCUGUAUAUCGGCGAUGAAUCAGUGAGUGGAAGAAAGGCACACUUUCUCGCCGAGGGACUUUCACCGUCGAUGAAGUCGUGCUCGCAAGGCUAUACUUGUAUACACACACACACACACACACACACACAUGGCCGAAAAAUCCUGUCGGCUGAUUUAUUAGACAGUUCCGGAACCGCGUCUCUCGCAUACGUCCCUUUCGAUUACUUCAUAGCCGCGCCGAUGGCUACCGAGCUUACACUUGUUUUCUUUUUUUUCCGGUAGCGGCACACAGCUCAUCAACUAUUAACAGUCGUGUAACGAUCUCGUUUUACCUCUAUAUAGACGAAAAUUCCGAUGUGUCUGGAGUAGACCUAGGUUUAUUUGAAUUUCAAGCGUAUACGUGCUCCGCUAUUUUCAGAGGUAUUUUUAGGAGCUUCUAAUCCUUUUCACUACGAUAUUUCAUCCGCGUGUCUCUACAGUCAUCAGAUGCGUAUACCUGGAUUCGGAGAAACUUUACGAGUCUAACGAAUUUUGAUCAGUCGCGAAAAUAGGCUGAUCGAGCGCUUUGCCGAUUUCGACGAAAACUCGUUUAAAAGUUUCUUCGCAAAAGAGUAACAGAAAAACUUUUAAUACUCACAGCUCCGCGCGGUAAUUACGAAAGUCCAUACGGCGCGAAAAAUUCAAAUGAGAGAAACUCCCGCCACAUAUUAGACGUUGUACGCUGCAGACUCCGAGACGAGGGUCGCGUCGUGCACCCGAUCCGCAUAACAAACAGAGAAGAAGAGCCGUGGCUCGGUUACGUAAGACGUGGCGCAACGAAAUUGCCAAUGUAUUAGCCGAUGUCUAUAGAACCAGGGGUUUUCCCGGAUCUGCACCCGGACCUCCUUUAAGUAUAUACAUAACACCCGCGCGGUGAGUUUCAUAACGCGAUUCUUCGGAUAGCCGAGAGAAACUUCUUUUCACGUGAUCGGGGUAUAUACGAGCUCGCGGAAGUCGCUCGAGGAUUUCUAGACGUCCUUUGAACAAGUCCAGUCACGUCGACCGCGUGGAUGAUCACUAGCGCAGGUAUAUAGAUCAUCACAGGAUUUGAUUAGGGAUAACGAUAAAAGUACAGAAGCUCAACGGCCACUUUCAGUCCAUUAGCGCUCGCUUAUAAAAGAAUCUCUCCCUGGGUUUUUCCGCGCGCGCGCGCACUUUCGUUUAAAGAAAACGCGCUGAUCCCGAGAGUGCAAUAAAGAGAAGCCCGUGUACGAUAUAUAAUGUAUGUGCGCUUUUAUUUUAUGCCCGUAUAAAGUGAAAGCCUCGGCUUUUUUCCGCUUAAUUUUUAUAUACGCGGCUUUUAAAUAAGUUUCGGGAAUUACAGUUAUCGCGGAGCUCGCGUUCCGGAUUCACAUUAAGAUCUCGUAAUUCUUAACGAGCUGCACGUUUACUGUUACACGUAUAUAUAGUGUGCUUGUCGGUUGAUCGAAGGAAAGUGUCUUGAUGAGCCGAUUUGGGAAGGGAUUAUAAUGGAUUUCUAAUAAUCGACGAGGAUUUUCACUGCCGAAUAAUUACACGUAUAUAGUGUUGUGUGUGUGUGUGUAUAUAUAGUUAUAUAGAUGCGCACGCAGUUGUCGCGAUGUUUACGAAUACUCUGCAGCACUUUCUCCCGAUGCGGCUGUAGAAAACGUAAGAUUAUAGACAGCUGGUGAGGAGGAUCGCCUUUUCAGAAUUACUUUCGAUUUCUAAUAGUUCCACUAUAGGUGACGAACGUCGUUCGUCGGAAAAUUUACCGGCUUCGUUCGAUGUUGUGUUGACCUGCUCCAAAUCGAUUAUCCGCUGUUUAAUUGCUCUGUUUUUCCAUUGUAGGACUGUAUUUGAUAUGGACCCUAAUCGCUGCAAGUUUGGCCUACACUGAAGAGGUCUUGCAAAUCCGCAGCCAACGCCCAACCUACGGCUAUGGCCCUCCACCAGCGCGUGGUCCACCUAUGUCCUACGGACCUCCACCAGGUGGACCCGUCCGUCGCUGGUCUGAGCCGGAGCUUUCCUGGUCCGACUCAGGACCUAUGCGAGGAGCCCUGCAACGUCGGGACACCAGGCUACGUCCUCACCUUCAACUCGUCCGGGUCCAGGAGAAGACCGACCCCCUGACCACCAUCACCGAGACCCUCGGCGCUCUCAACACCGUCGGCAGCUACAUCGUCAACAUGACCCGCGGCGUCGAGUCGUCCGAUCCUCCCAAGGAGCUGCCCUCGGCUCUCUACACCAUUUCCAAGAACAUCCUCGGCAGGAACGUCACGGACAGCAUCGCGCCGUUGGUCCGAGGUGUUACGUUGCCGCUGAGGCCUUCGAACUCCGUCCCAUCGCCAGCGAUUUCUCCGGCGCCUCUGCAGCCAACGACGUCGACUCCGUCCCCAGUUCCAACCUCGACCAUCUCGGCUCUGUCCAACAUCCCACACUCCACGACCGAACUCGCGGAAACCAACCCCAACCAAGCAUCCCUCUCGGAAGCUUCCAGCAACAUAGUUGAACAGGUGAUCGAUCGCGAUCCAAAGGCCAGUGGCUCCGACUCUCCGCCGAGCUGUACCACCGCCGAAGGUGGCUCAGGAAAGUGCCAGGACCUCAGCAAUUGCCCGUCGCUCUUACUCGACCUCACCAAACUCCGACAGUCGAUAUGCUUCAAGAGCCUCUUCGUACCCGGAGUCUGCUGUCCUUUCGACAAGAACUCAGUGGUUCCUCCGUCAGUGCCGAGCGUUACGCCGAGACCGACGAGCAAACCGACGCCGCGACCGAUUCCGCUCUUCACAGUGCCAACGACAACCAGACGUCCGCUCAUUGAUGGCUCGACCGACCUUCUGGGUAACGGAACCAACGGCUUCGAGUCUAUCGACAAUAACUUCAUUCAAGACGACGAUGAAUGCGGUGUGAGAAACGCCGGCAAGUACCGUGUGGUAGGUGGUGAAGAAUCGUUGCCAGGUCGUUGGCCCUGGAUGGCGGCGAUUUUCCUUCACGGAUCAAGGCGAACGGAAUUCUGGUGCGGAGGCUCGCUUAUCAGCAACCGACACAUCCUCACUGCCGCUCACUGCACUCGCGAUCAGAGACAACGACCAUUCCUCGCUAGACAGUUCACGGUGCGUCUAGGUGAUAUAGAUCUCGAGAGGGACGACGAGCCCUCAACGCCGGAGACUUACUCCGUCAAAGAGAUUCACGCACACUCCAAGUUCUCGCGCGUUGGAUUCUACAACGACAUCGCCAUCCUGGAGCUGGACCGACCGGUUCGUAGAACGCCUUACGUCAUACCGAUCUGUCUACCUCAGACGAGACACAAGGGCGAACCCUUCGCUGGAGCUCGGCCUACGGUUGUCGGUUGGGGAACGACCUACUAUGGUGGUAAGGAGAGCACGGUCCAACGUCAAGCAGUCCUACCGGUCUGGCGCAACGACGACUGCAACCAGGCUUACUUCCAGCCGAUCACGAGCAACUUCUUGUGCGCCGGUUACAGCCAAGGUGGCAAAGACGCCUGCCAAGGUGACUCCGGCGGUCCUUUGAUGCUUCGCGUCGAUAAUCACUGGAUGCAGAUCGGUAUCGUGUCGUUCGGCAACAAAUGCGGCGAGCCUGGCUAUCCUGGUGUCUACACCCGCGUCUCCGAGUAUCUCGAUUGGAUCAAGAGCAACUCGCGAUGAUGAGAUGAAAAUUGACGAUGAGUUGUUGAUCGAUUAUUGAACGGGUUCGACCAUCAGUGAAGGAAUUGCGAGGUCUUGAUCGCCACUGUCACUGCUGUCGAGACGAAUGACCAACCCGAAUCGCCAUCCCUUUUUUAUACCUAGAAUUUUCGAAGCGUAUGUAUAUAAGUAAACUUAUUGUAGAUUUGUUGUUGAAUUUUCGAUGCCGGAGAGAAAGAGCGGUGUGAUGAGCGUCGGAUCUAUGAAUUAUUUAUGAAAGAAGCACUAUUUAAUAACUGUUUGUACGUAAUGUAUAAGGAGAUGUAUAUAGAAACGAAUAAAUUAAUUAUUUGAAUAA